AUGGCCUCCAGAGAUGCCACCCACCAUGAUGGGCGACGCAAGAAGUCGGCUUCUAGAGAUGCGGCCAGGAAGAAAGGCUCAGCUUCGCGUGACUUAUCACAGUCUUCCAGUGGUGCUCAAAGGUCCAAGCGCACACGAUCUCCAAUGUGGGGUUUCGACGUGGCCAAAUAUGGCAAGAAUUUCAAAGGUGCAGCCGUUGAUUUCUGGAGGCGCUUGCUUCAUGCUGAGCCUCACGAUCCACCAUUUGGGACCUAUGAGACCGUCCAGACUGCAGACUGCAAGUUUGAGUCCACCCUGCGACUCAGUGACAGAGCUCAAGCAGCUGCUGGUUUGAGCAACACGGAGUACAAAGGAGAAGUGUGCAGCAACAAAGCAGAGGCCGAAAAUUCAGCAGCCCGUGUAUUUUGGGAUGAUCCCAUUGCACAGGAGAGAGCCGCGAAACUAGAACCUUCAAGGAAAUCCUUGAAGGAAAGGUGCCGCCGCCUAGGGCACAAUGCCAAGCGCAAAGCGCUGUAUGGAUCUUGA
This is a messenger RNA of Cladocopium goreaui, 525 nucleotides long. Lineage: Eukaryota; Dinophyceae; Suessiales; Symbiodiniaceae. The record is from the annotation of a GenBank genome assembly.